Hordeum vulgare subsp. vulgare (domesticated barley) is the source of this 1931-nucleotide messenger RNA. RefSeq names its product beta-1,2-xylosyltransferase XYXT1-like. Bases 223 to 1776 code for a protein of 517 amino acids. The record is from RefSeq and is a predicted model, not a curated record. Lineage: Eukaryota; Viridiplantae; Streptophyta; Magnoliopsida; Poales; Poaceae. The transcript has 5 exons. Gene Ontology annotation, molecular function: glycosyltransferase activity.
AAGCCAAGUCCUACUCCUACACCGCAACGCCUCCUCGCCUUCCCGUCCCCGUCUCUCUUCUUCUCUCUCCCCGACCCAUGUGAAAGGAGAGGUUGAGGAAGAGAAGAGAGCUCGGUCGUCCGUGUCGCCGGGCUCGUGCGCGGUGCCGGAACAGGUCGUCGUUGCCGAGUUGCCGGAGCCCGGAGGGGAAGAGGAGGAGGAGGAGGGAGGGAGGAGGUGGGCAUGGGCGUCGGCGAGGGGAAGCAGGGGAAGGGGCUGAUGGUGAAGGGCUGGGCGCAGAGGUACCUCAACCUGGGGUUCGUCGCCGGGUUCCUCCUCGUGCUGCUCACCUACAUCGUCGUCUCCCAGCAGUUCGCCAUCACCUCGCCCGAAGCUGUGAACACGAUGACGACGCCGCACCGGAAGCAGGCGAUCCAGGCUCCCGCCGCCGGCGAAGCAGGUUUAACGCAAGAGGCUCAAGGGGAGGAGACGCCGGAGGCCAAACCCCAAGACCAGCAGCAGCCGGAUGCGGAGCCGGAAUGGAAGCAGCCGAAAGACACGGUGGCGAAGGAGGAAGAGACCCCGAAGAGAGACGACACAGCUGCCAAGCCGAUCGACAACGGCAAAGUGGUGUGUACCACGGAGGGCCCCUUCUCCGACACGUGCGACGUCUUCGGCGAUGUCCGGACCAACGGCACGGCUCACACCGUCACCCUCGUGCCGGCGACCGAGACGGAGAGCCAGGAGUGGAAGAUUCAGCCCUACGCCCGCCGUGGCAUGUCCGGCAUCUCGGAGUUCACGGUGAUGCAGCUCGACUCGACCUCGGCGGCAUCCCCGGCGCCGGCGUGCACGGUGACGCAUCGCGUCCCGGCCAUCGUUUUCGCGCUCGGUGGGCUCACGGGCAACUACUUCCACGACUUCAGCGACGCGCUGGUGCCGCUGUUCGUGGCGUCGCGGCGGUAUGGCGGCGAGGUCCAGCUCCUGGCCAGCAACAUCCAGCCAUGGUGGCUCGGCAAGUACGAGGCCGUGGUGCGGAAGCUGUCCAAGUACGACGUCGUGGACCUCGACCACGACGAUCAGAUCCGGUGCUUCCCAAGCGUCACCGUCGGACUCCGCAUGCACAAGGAGUUCGACAUCACGCCGGAGCUGGUCCCCGGCGGCGUCCCCCUCUCCAUGGUCGACUUCACCGCCUUCCUCCGGGAGACCUACUCCCUCCCACGCGCCGCGCCCAUCAGCCUGAUGAAGGACAUCAGCCCGCCGGAGGACCAGGAGAAGAGGAAACCGCGGCUGAUGCUGCUCCACCGUGGCCAUUACCGGAAGUUGGUGAACGUGCCUGAGAUCGUGAAGGCGGCGGAGAAGGCCGGGUUCGAGGUGGCCAUAGCGGACCCGCGGUUCGACGUGCGGGUGGAGGAGCUGGCCCGGUCGGUGAACUCCUUCGACGUGCUGCUUGGCGUGCACGGCGCCGGGCUGACCAACGCCGUGUUCCUGCCCACGGCGGCGGUGGUGAUCCAGGUGGUGCCGUACGGGAACCUUGAGAGGAUGGCCAAGGUGGACUUCGGCGACCCAGUGGCGGACAUGGGGCUCCGGUACCUCGAGUACAGCAUCACGGCGGAGGAGAGCACGCUGCUGGAGAUGCUGGGGCCGGACCACCCCGUGAUCAAGGAUCCGGAGUCGGUGCACCGGAGCGGCUGGGACAAGGUCGCCGAGUACUACCUCGGUAAGCAGGACGUGCGCGUCGACGUGGACCGCUUUGCGCCCACGCUUGCGCUCGCCAUCGAACAUCUCCGACAAAAGUAGGAACUGCAUCGGCGACGGAGAAUUCAUUUUUCCUUGAAAAAGUUUCAGGGCAUUUUGCGGCCUCUGAGUUUGGCGGAGCAUACAUACAUAGAAGAAAUGUUGGUGUAUUGGUUGAUUUAUUUACCAUGAGUAAAUAGAAGGUUAAAGUUGUUUUG